UCAUAUGUUUUUCGAUAUUUUAAUCGUUCUGAAUUUCUUGUUAAAAUACGUAAUCGAAAUUGUAAGAAACUAAAUAUUGGGAUAAUUUUAUUGAAGAAAAAUAGUUUUAUGUUUUAAAUGACUUAUUUAGUCGAUUUCGACCAUCGUCCCACAUGUACCUACUGUCAAACGUGCUAAGAAAUGCGUUCCAAUCGAUUAUUGGCGAUGUUUAACAUACCCAGUGCACUAUCUCGUUUACACUUGUUGAUUCUUCACUGUUUCUAGUUUGUAAUUUGUAUUCAUCUUCCAUCACAAACAAAAUGAAAUCUUCUAUGAGCAGAUCAACCGUUUUUCUUACAAAAUAUUUACAAUAACAAUAGUAAACUUAAUGAAUACCAAAUUAAUGGAUGUGAAAUACAGUUCUGUUGAAUGUAACUUAAACGUAAAUAAAAAUUUAAUAUGAGUCGAGUAAACCAAGCUCAGAUGAAAAAGCUGUUGGAUCUGCUCAGCGAAGACGGGGUCCUUGUUGACGGUAGAGUAAUGUACACAAACACUAAUAAACAGAACUUUUGGAGAAAUAUCGCUAACCAACUCAAUGCCGUUGAAGGUGGAGUCUAUAAAAACACUUGGAAGUGGUGCAAAAUGUGGGCUGAUUGGAAGAACAAGACCAAAAAGAAAGCUAAUAUAAUACUGAGAAGGAAAAGCUACAGUUUAGUACAACCAACACCAACAUUAACUAACUUAGAACUGAGACUGUUGAAGAUAAUUAAUUAUCCUAUGGAUGAUAAACAAGACGCAUUGAGAUUGGAAAUGGUUGUAAGCAAAGAGGAAAUGCCAGAAAAUGCAGAUGAAUUUCAAGUUGAGUUUCUAAAUGAGGGUUAUGGAGAUGGUGACAUGCAUUCAAGGGACAAGAGCUCUUCAGAAGAUGAACCAUCAAACUGUUAUGAAAGAGUAUCCAGUAAAUUUUGUGAUGUGGAUGAUAUUUUACCAGAUGAUAAGUUAGAGGAUGAUCAAGAAACAUCAGACUAUGAGCGAAACAGUGACUUAAGAGUUUCAGAAAAAGUGUUAAAGAAGAGAAAAAUGUCUCUAGAGGAGUAUAAAGUGAGAACAACAUUAAAAAUUGAAAAAGAGAGAGUGCAACAGAAAGCAGAAGAGUUAAGACUAAGAGCAAUAGAGUUAAAAUUAAAAGGAGAAGAGUUAAGACUGAAGGAAAUGGAGAUGAACAAAAUUAAUUUUUUGACAAGUAUAGAAGAGGAGAAAGUGAAAUGUUUUAGAGAUAUAUCAUCAUCACUAAAAGAGUUAUCAGAACGUACGAGAAGUGGAAAUCUACGAUUUCACAAUGCUAUCUAGUAACUAAAUUAAAAACAGAAAAAUAUAUAUUUGUUAAAAAGACUAUUUGUAAUUCAAAUAAU
Messenger RNA from Trichoplusia ni (cabbage looper), 1391 nucleotides. RefSeq lists its product as uncharacterized. The record is from RefSeq and is a predicted model, not a curated record. Bases 439 to 1329 code for a protein of 296 amino acids. The transcript has 6 exons. Lineage: Eukaryota; Metazoa; Arthropoda; Insecta; Lepidoptera; Noctuidae.